CUUCCUGCCUUCCCUCCCCGGCCUCCGAUGAGGUGGAACCCACGGAUCGCCCACAGUUGGGGUUUUAGGAAAAGACACCAGGAUAUAAAAUCUACAAAACUUCUGCAGCGGAUGCUAAGACUACAGAGCUCUUCCCUUUCACCCCGCCAGUGGCCCCAAUUCAUCUUUCUCUUUUGACCUAAGCUUUCCACCUGCCCGGAAGCAGAAGCGCCAAGCACUCCGAAGAGCGGCUGGCCUGGCAGCCGGGUGAGGGUCAGGCGCUCUGUAAGGUAAGCGCUGCCUGGACGUUAGGCUUGCCGCUGCUGAGCUGCUUAUCAUGAUGACUGUUAUUAAUAUUAAUGGGCCCAUCCUUUUCUUCUCUCUCUACUUCCUACUUUGUCCCUCUGGCAGGAAGCCGAGGCAGGCCUCAACAAGCCUCCGGAGCCGCCUGUGCGCACUCUUCCCAGGCCUGAGCACAGCACUACCACCUCAGCACCGAAAUGCGGACACCAGGGAAACCAGCAAACGCUGGCUUUUAUUUCCCAGAGAGGUGCUUACCAUUUAUCAGCAUCCUGUACCGAGGACGGACACCCACCAACACAGAGGUGCCAGCGAAGCGAGGCAAAACCACGCAGCCUUCCGCUGAUGGCGCCGCGGGGAACCGCGCUGCGCCUCCCUGCGCUCUCCUGUCUGUCGCUCAGCAACGGAAACGCUGUUUGCUCAUUUGCGACCUGCGGCUCCUGCCACCCAGAGUCAGGGCACAGUACCAGGUGCUGGCACCUGCUGGCUGGCUGGGGACGCUUCCCAGGACCCUGCCCAGCUCUCAGACCGCCCACCCUGCACGGAAAAUCUCCCCGCUCCUGGGGCCCUCGGGCCUGCGCUGGGCUGCUUCCAGUUCUAAAGACUGACCUGAAAGCCUGGGGGUGUGGCUCAGCCCCGGGGCCAGCGGACCCUCUCCCGGCCGGCCGCUGUAUCUGCACUCUUCCCUCCUCCCCCUCCACGGCCCGCUCGGGCCAGCCCACCUGGGUGACUCCCCGGUCUCAGAAACCCCAAGCUCCCUCCACCCCCCGCCCAAGUGAAACAGCGUUUGCCAGAGAGGCCGGAAGACCCGAGUACUUUAUUAUUAAUAAAAUUUGUAAAUACAAAGCAGGAGUUCUCCCCUCGGCUUCUCUCGCCUCUCCGAAAGAUGCCAGGGUCAGGAAUCCUGCUCUGCACGGGAAGCCAUCUGCUUCAGAAAUCGGAGCUGCACUUAAACCGUGGAAGCCGCAGUGCCAAAAGGCAGAGCCCGGGGCCGUAUCUGUCGGGCAGGCUCGGGCUCCUGCCCUGGGCCGCAGCCAAGCACCAAAGAAAAGCCACAGGCGCGAUGCUCAGCGGCCUGAGCACCGCUGUCUUCGGACUUUUGUUUUUGAACUUUCGCUUUUGCUUUGUUUUGCUUUGGGCCAAUGCAGCCGCGGUCACCACCGGGAAGGGACACAGGCUGAGGGGUCGGCAUGUCUUCCCUCCCCGGAAAUGCGUGGCCAGGUGCUGUAUCUGUCACUUUUUUUUGGGACACACGUCUCAAUCUCUUCUUCAGUAUGCGUUGAGGUAAAACCCAGAGCUCUCAGGUGGGCGGCUGAGUUGGUCAGAGUGCCCCUGUCACACUAGCUAACAAGAACCUGGGAAGGAAAAUUAACCCUUAUACCUACCCCCAAGCAAUCAGAUACGAUGAGAAAUAAAGCUGAUCACUUGGGGUUCAAUAACCUUGGGCAAGGUACUUACCACAGGGGCUCCUCAUGGUUAGUUCUGGACUAUGUUGUCUUUUCUUUUCUUUUUUUUUUUUUUUUUUGAGACAGGGUUUCACUAUGUAGUCCAGGCUGCCCUU
This is a messenger RNA of Chinchilla lanigera (long-tailed chinchilla), 1840 nucleotides long. RefSeq lists its product as uncharacterized. The transcript is spliced from 2 exons. Lineage: Eukaryota; Metazoa; Chordata; Mammalia; Rodentia; Chinchillidae. The record is from RefSeq and is a predicted model, not a curated record. Bases 480 to 887 code for a protein of 135 amino acids.